AUUGCAAACAGGUGCGCUGUGUCACUGUGUUACAGUCCCGGGCAGGAGAGGAGGUGCGGCUGACAGCUGAGACAGUAUCCAUAGACAUGCUGUCAGUGUGGAAUUUUAUGAAACGUCACAAGAAAAAAUUUAUUUUCUUUGGUGCUUUUGUAGGAGGUGUUUACAUCUUAGGAAAGUAUGCACAAAAAAAAAUUAGAGAAAUCCAGGAAAGAGAAGCAGCUGAAUACAUUGCACAGGCUCGGAGACAAUACCAUUUUGAGAGUAAUCAGAGGACCUGCAACAUGACAGUGUUAUCGAUGCUUCCAGCUCUGAGAGAGGCAUUAAUGCAACAACUGAACUCAGAGAGUUUAACCAGCCUACUUAAAACACGGCCUUCAAACAAGCUGGAAAUAUGGGAAGAUUUGAAGAUUAUCAGUUUCAGUAGAAGCAUAGUGUCUGUGUAUAGUACGUGUAUGCUUGUCGUUCUUCUUCGCAUCCAGUUAAAUAUUAUUGGUGGAUAUAUCUACCUUGACAACUCUUCUAAUAGCAAAGGCAGCACAGAGCACCAAGCAUCCCCUGAGGUGCAGCAACAAUAUUUGUCCAGCAUUCAACACCUCCUAGGAGAUGGUCUGACUGAGUUGAUAACAGUGGUGAAACAAGCCGUCCACAAAGUGCUUGGCAGCUUGUCUCUGAAGCACAGUCUUUCACUAACAGAGCUAGAGCAGAAGAUAAAAGAGAUCCGUAAUCUGGUGGAAGAGAAGCAGAAUGCGGAAGACUCAGAGUGCCAGUCUCUCUUGUGCCGGUUUAUGAUGCCAGACGAAGAGAACCCAUUGACCACACAGGCAUCUGGGCUGACAGAAAAAGAUGUCACCACAAUUAAGCUACUGAAUGAAACCAGGGACAUGCUAGAAAGUCAAGAUUUUAGCAUAGUUCUGAAUAUGUGCUUGAGUCGAGGUUUUGGUCGCCUCUUGGACAGUAUUGCAGAAUUCUUCAGACCUACAGAGCAUGAACUCAAUUAUAAUAGCUCAGUAAACAGUCUUUCCAGUAUCAGUCUUCCACUGGCUAAAAUUAUACCCAUAGUUAAUGGACAGAUCCACUCCAUUUGCAGUGAAAUGCCUAACCAUUUUGUUCAGGAUCUGCUGCUUAUGGAACAAGUGAAGGACUUUGCAGCCAAUGUGUACGAAGCUUUCAGCACACCUCAUCAGCUGGAAAAAUAACUUCCUGAAUGGUUAACCAAUGCACUAUCUCCUGGAAAAUUCAGCAGAGCUUCAAUGUUUACAGACCUUGAAUCACAUUCCUUUAAUUCUUUAAAUUGAAGUUGCCUGACAAGGAACGAAUCCUCUGCUUGUUCUGGAAGCAGUAGCGAAAAGAUAAUGAUGGGGUGAAAGCUAUUAUUGUAUAUAGAUUUUAUUUAAUAAUACAAACACUUUCUAUCCCAUCUUACUAAUUUUGCAGAUUCUGAACUUCACACACAUUAAACAGCGCCUGUUAUUUCCCAGCACCACUGAUUUUUAACUUUGGCGGCUAUGUGAGGUACAUAUAUAUAUAUGUAAAGCAAACGCAAGACAAGAUUGUAACAUAGCAAACCUCUGAAUUUUGUUCUAGGUAGGUUAUCUGAAGGUUAUCUUUUUCAGAUUCCGCAUACGGUUUUUAAAAUCUAGGGAAUCAAAAUAGUUUUCAGGGCAGCAUAACUUUAUGUCAUUUAUUUUAUUGUGUUUAAAGGGCCAUUAUAGUGAAAAAAUUACAUGUUCUCAUUUAUUAGAGCCUAUCAUUUCAUCACUAUCAACCCUGCAAAUCUAUGUUUUUAACCCCACGCAAUAGUUAAAUACAUAGGUGAAGUACUGUUUGGGGGGCCAAAGACGAUGACUGCUCCCAAGCCAAAAAUGCCAUUGACACAAUCAGCAGUGCUAGUCGUACAACCCAGCUGUAAUUGUUUUCACUAUAGGGACCCUUUAAAUAGUCCAGAAACCAUAUUUAACACAAAUCACACAAUGUCUAACCUACAGGCAACAGUUAUUGGGGAAGAUAUGUAACUGUUAACUUCUACAUCAUUUUCAUGAAUAUUGAAUGUUUUUAUUUUAAAGGGACAUGAAACCCAAAAAUUUCCUUUCAUGAUUCAGACAGAGCAUACAAUUUUCCAACUUAUUUCUAUGCACCACUGUUAGCUAGCUGCUGAUUGGUGGCUGCACAUAUGUGUCUUGUCAUUGGCAUACAGAUGUGUUCAGCUAGCUCCCAGUAGUGCAUUGCACCUUCAACAAAGGAUACCAAGAGAAUUAAGCAAUAUUGCUAAUAGAAGUAAACAGGAAAAUUGUUUAAAUCUGAACCAUGAAAGUAGAAAAUUGGGUUUCUUGUCCCUUUUUAAGUUGAUGUAAAAAAUAUUUUUAAACCAACCAGUUAAAAUAACUGAUAUCUAAACAAGGUGAGCUAGAAAGUAAUGAAAUUGAAGGAAACCAAAUCACGCCAUCUUCAGUUUUUAAAGGGACAGUAAACACCUUAAGAUUUUGUUAUAAAAUGUUUAUUUAUGCAUAAUGAAACAGCCUUGCAAUAUACUUCCAUUAUUUAUUUCACCCCUCUUCAUGUAAUUUAGCUCUGAUAAUUGUGAAUUAUUUAAUUUUCAGAACUUGAAAUGCACCCUGCUGACUUCUCAAGCAUAACCCUGCUACAUAUCUUUCCCUAAUUGGCUUUAACUGAUAUUAACUGCAAAAUGAUUAACUUUAUACUAACUUUGUGACUGUGGUCACCCUUGUCUGCAGACUAAAGCCUAGAUUGGCUCCUCCAAAUUAGGCAAAAAGUGGGUGGAGUUUGGUUAUUGACAAACAAUUGCAGCAAACAAGAUGCUGAUUUUUUUUAAAAUGUUUAGGCUUGGCUGAAAUAUUAUUUUACGGCAACACAACAGAAAUGUCUCAUAAUUACAAGGUGUUUACUAUCUCUUUAAAUUGUCUUACAAAAAUACUUUUUUGCUCUUUCAGGAUUGAAGUUCAGAAACACUGAUGUAAAUCUGUUAAAGGGACAGCCAACACAAAAAUUGUUAUUGUUUAAAAAGAUAGGCAAUGCCAUUACUACCCAUUCCCUAGCUUUGCACAACUAACAUGGUUACAUUAACAUAACCUUUAAACCUCUACAUUUCUGUCUGUUUCUAAGUCCCUAAAGACAGCCCCAUGAUCACAUGCUUUUGUGUUUGCUUUUCACGUAGACUAGCAAAGUUAGUCCAGCACAACAGCUGUCAGGGACAUGCAGGUUCACUCAGGAGCUACACUCAGGGCUCCAACAGCAUACAAACGACUCCAAGGUGAGUGACAGCAAAAGCAAGUUUAUUACCAAAUUUUACACAGGAGGUAGCAGCGACGUUUCGGAACAAGUUUCUUUAAUCAUGCAUGUUUGCUUUUCACAACAGGGGAGUGCUAGUUCAUUUGAGCCAUGUAGAUUACAUUGUGCUAACUGGCUUCAAUGCAAGUCAAUAGAUAAUAAAUGUAUAGUCAUGUGAUCAGGGGGCCGUCAGAUGAUGCUUAGAAAAAAGGUAAUCACAGAGGUAAAAAGUGUAUUAAUAUAACUGUGUUUUCUGUGCAAAACUGGGGAAUGGGUAAUAAAGGGAUUGUCUGUCUUUUUAAACACAAAACACAUUCUGCUGAGCACCUGGAGGGUUCUCACAUACAAAGUUCAUACAGCCUCCCACUGCCCUAUUGCCGCUAUUCACCAGACCUCCUGAGACGCUCAGCUCAAAAGGAUCGCCAGGUUGCAGUACACCAUUUCCAACAGCUAGACACCACACAUACACACAGUAGGGGUAACUCACAUAGAGGGGUUAUAGCCGCCGGACUUCAACUCCUUUGCAUCCGGAUUCACUCACGAUAUCCCUUGGAGGCUAUACUUUCUGCAGACGUCCAACCUUCCACCCUCAGCGUGAGACUUUUGCAUAUCUUUUUAAACAACACAAUUUGAGUUGACUGUCCCUUUAAAAUAGCUUAUUUUGUUUUGUUUUUCCCUUAAAAUGCUCUGCUUCUGGGCCCCCAUUUGAUCCACACAGUAAAUCUCAGGCCGAAAGCUUUAACUGCACUAAAAAAAUCCUUCUUUUUCCCCCACAAAAAGUAUUAUCUUAAGACUUAAGAAUUGGCUGAUGCUCUCAAACAGAAAAUAUGAAACUUUUCAAUAAUAUUUUUAAUUUCGUCAAAUUAGUAUUCUAAUUUAUUGCACCUAAUGGACGAGUUUGUUUUCAAAUAUGUAGAUGGCAUACAGUUUGUGUGCAUCUUCUUGUAGAUAUGUUUUUAUUGGUAAUUGGCUAUGUAGCCAGAUAAAUCUCUGUAUUUCAAUAAAGUUUUUUUGUUUUUUUUAUUAA
Molecule: messenger RNA, 4312 nt
Organism: Bombina bombina (fire-bellied toad)
Lineage: Eukaryota; Metazoa; Chordata; Amphibia; Anura; Bombinatoridae
Gene: PEX3
Product: peroxisomal biogenesis factor 3
Exons: 13
Coding region: 87-1196 (369 amino acids)
Biological process (GO): protein import into peroxisome membrane
Cellular component (GO): peroxisomal membrane
Molecular function (GO): protein-macromolecule adaptor activity
Source: RefSeq, a predicted model, not a curated record